CACGCCCCAUACGUGCGUGCGCAGCGACGCCCCUUCACUUCCGGUGCAGCCGCCGCCAUGUUUCUGCAGUGCUACAGCGAUGAGCGCGGGCAGCGCGUUUAUACGUUGAAGAAGCUGAGCCCUGCCGGCCUGCCCACCAGCUCGGCCCACCCGGCCCGUUUCUCCCCCGACGAUCGCUUCUCCCGCCACCGUUUGGCCCUCAAACGCCGAUUCGGGAUCCUCCCAACCCAACGUCCGAGACCGCUGCUUUGAGAACCGGCCGACGUUUUAAAUAAACGCUUCUUUAUUACCCCCCCUC
Messenger RNA from Lagopus leucura (white-tailed ptarmigan), 298 nucleotides. RefSeq names its product NOP10 ribonucleoprotein (gene NOP10). Gene Ontology annotation, molecular function: box H/ACA snoRNA binding; telomerase RNA binding. The coding region runs from base 58 to 252 and encodes 64 amino acids. Gene Ontology annotation, biological process: positive regulation of telomerase RNA localization to Cajal body; ribosome biogenesis; snRNA pseudouridine synthesis. The record is from RefSeq and is a predicted model, not a curated record. The transcript is spliced from 2 exons. NCBI's taxonomy places the organism in Eukaryota, Metazoa, Chordata, Aves, Galliformes, Phasianidae. Gene Ontology annotation, cellular component: box H/ACA snoRNP complex; box H/ACA telomerase RNP complex.